AUGAGUUACGGUAAAGAAAAGAAGACAUAUAAUGAUGUCGAGUUACCCACAAAUCCAAACUUACCACCUUGGGUGAUAACCCCUAAAGAAGAGAAAGCUAUAUUUGAAAGAUGGAGAAAGAAAGCAUUUGCUAAAUGUGAUCAUUUGAUUAAAGCAUAUAUUGAAUGUAGUAAUAGUUCUUUGAAUCCUAUUGAAUCCAUGAAACGAUGUGAUGAUAUUAAUAAACGAUCCUUAGAAUGUGUUGCCCAAUUUCAAAAGCAGAAAUAUUUGGAUAUAGAGAGAGAUAUAUUAAUCGAAGAAAAGAAAGAAAAGAGGUUGAAAUAUUUAUUGAAGCAAAAGGAGGAAAGAGAUAAACAGGAAGCAGCCAAUAAGUGA
Messenger RNA from Scheffersomyces amazonensis, 375 nucleotides. RefSeq lists its product as uncharacterized. The coding region runs from base 1 to 375 and encodes 124 amino acids. The record is from RefSeq and is a predicted model, not a curated record. The transcript has a single exon. Lineage: Eukaryota; Fungi; Ascomycota; Pichiomycetes; Serinales; Debaryomycetaceae.